Molecule: messenger RNA, 1473 nt
Organism: Effrenium voratum
Lineage: Eukaryota; Dinophyceae; Suessiales; Symbiodiniaceae
Source: the annotation of a GenBank genome assembly
GUGUGGUACCCGCUGCUGGUUGACCACGAGCUGCCGCGCAAAGCGUCAGAAGCGCGGCCCAUGGCGGCUAGGUUGUUGGGGGAACCACUGGUGCUCUUCCGAGACGAGGAGAACCGUCCUAGAUGCCUCGCGGACCGAUGCCCUCACAAGAACGCCAAGCUGAGCGUGGGCCGCGUAAGGCAAGGCAAGAUGGAGUGCUUCUACCACGGCUGGCAGUUCGAUUCCAGGAAUGGCAAGGUGGAUUGCAUCCCGUUCCUGCUGCCUGGCCGGAGCAUCCCGCCCCAGGCGCAGACCAAGUCCUAUCCCUGUGUGGAGAAGUAUCACUUGAUCUGGGUGUGGCCCGGAGAGAGCCAAGCGGACGAAUCUCUCAUUCCCUGGUACCCGGAGUUCUCGGACGAAAAGGCCAACUUCUGGGGCCGGUCCAACGAGUGCCCGGUGGAUGCCUCCCUUUGGCUAGAGAACUUGAUGGAUUUGGCGCACACGCCCUUCGCGCAUGACGGGCAGUUCGCGAGUCGGGAGCAGGGAAGGCCCUUGAAGUAUCACACCAAGGCCACCAAGGGCGGCCUGGUGGCGGAGACGGAGUUCUUUGGAGCGCCAGAGAGCGAUCCCAAGCAAAGCACGGAGUGGGUGGCACCCAUCACCAGCAUCGUGUCGGUGAAGUUCCCGGGCGGCACCUGGCUGCGUCUGCACUUCUACUCCGUCCCGAUGGCUCCGGGGGCCUGCCGCUUCAUUAUGACCCUGUACCGGGACUGGGGCUACCUCUUGCAGAAGGCCAUGGACGCGGCCGAGUGGUUCCCGCCCCUGCGCGCCAUGGUGGCGCAGAUGGACAUGACGGUGCCCUUUCAGGACAUGAUCAGCAUGACUGGACAGGCCCGCAACAUGAAGGAGGGCUGCCCGCCGCUCUCGGUGCCCAUCCAGUGCGACGAGAUGGCUGUACACUUCCGCCGGUGGUGGGGCAAGGCCUUUACCCGAGACGUCUGGUGGAAGGGCUGGAACGGCAAGAUGGACAUGGAGGACAUGACAGAGUCGGCGCUGCAGGCCUGCUUUGGCGCGGACGCCUGCGGCCAGUACGAGCGCGACAUCACCUUCGCCGCAAACAGCGGCGGGUCCAGGAAUUGCCGGCCCUAUGUGGACCGCUGGGCAACGACCCAUUACAAGCGCAGCCCCUUCGAGUCCAGCUGGUGGUCCACCUUUGCCUUGGUCCUCAGCGCCGGCUUGGCCGGCGCGGCCUUUACGGCGCUCUCUCGCCGCUGAGGAGCAGUCCGUUGCUGCCCACUGCAACUGCUCCCUUACUAUCUCCUCUGAGGGGUUUCGCUGCCAGCUUUCAGUGUCUGACUGCAUGCAGUAGGUGGCACCAUCUUUGCCCAAGAGCGGCAAAGGCGACGGAGUCGGAAGCGGUUUUCCGGAGAGGCGUCAUUUCCGAGCUGAACAUAGGUCGGUGCGCCUUCCUGCCAGUUGAGGUGAUCCGUGAUA